Molecule: messenger RNA, 6869 nt
Organism: Oncorhynchus masou masou (cherry salmon)
Lineage: Eukaryota; Metazoa; Chordata; Actinopteri; Salmoniformes; Salmonidae
Product: peripheral-type benzodiazepine receptor-associated protein 1-like
Molecular function (GO): protein binding
Source: RefSeq, a predicted model, not a curated record
AUGCCCGACCCAAGCUGUGCUGCUCCGAUAGUUGCUACUGUGCUGAAAAUGACCUAUGGAGGACUGGUUGCAGCAGAGACCCAAUUCUUGGCGUUAAAUGAGGCUCCAGCCAGGUGUGAGGAGACUCCCAGAGAGGAGGAGGGGCCACGAGUGAUCCCAACUCUGCCGGGGCCCGCCCCCACCCCGAGCCACUCCCACCAGAAGGAGCACACAGAAGAUCAAAGACUACAGUUGCUGGAAUGUGAGCUGAGCAAGAAGAGAAAAGAAUGUGAAAACUUGGAACAUGAAGUUAGGAAGAGACAGAAGGGAUGUCUGGAUUUGGAGAGCCAGCUUGAGGAUGAGCGAGGCAAAAAUGGGCAUCUAGAGGAGGAGGCAGAUCUCCUCCGGAGGAAGGCACAGCUGCUCGACCAGACCUGGGUUGAGAAUGAGGAGCUGAGAGAACACCUCUCUGAAGUGACCGCUCAACGUGAUUCAGGUCUCAAGGAGAACCAGAGACUCCGUGUCAAACUGGAGAACCUGGAGCAGGUCCUAAAGCAUAUGCGAGAGGUCGCCGAGCGAAGGCAGCAGCUGGAACUAGAACAUGAGCAGGCACUGGCUAUCCUCAAGUUCAAACAGAAUGAGAUCAAACGACUACAGCGGGCAGAGUUUUUUGCCAAGAGGGAGCAUGAGGGAGUGGUACAGAUGCUGGAGACUACAUUGGACUCCAUGCAGUCUAAGGUGCGGGAGUUGGAGGAUAAGUGUCAUAGCCAGAGUGAACAGUUCAGCCUGCUCAGCCAUGAGCUGGAGACCUUCAGACUACAGGCUGGCAAACUGGACCUGUCUGGCUCCACCAUCCUCACUAACCCCCUCUCUCAUCUGACCAACGGGGUGGGCCUCACCGGAGAUGUGGCAGCAACUCUACGGAUGGGGGCCACCCCUCACGCUACGGGUCUCACACGCUCCCCCACCGUAAAGCACCGUGAGCUGCCCACCAUCAGCCUGACCAAGUCCUCCAGCACCCCCAAGUCUGCCUCUGAUACCACCCACCUCUCCCCCAAGUCAGCCGAGUCCCACCACAGCCCCCACCACAGCCCACGCAGGACCAGCCCCACGCCACAUGAGGUUGACACUGCCAGUGAAGUGGAGGAGCUGGACAUCGAUGUAUCCCCAGCGCCUUACACAGCUCUCAGGGGAGCCUCCCAGCUACAGGUGUUCAUUGCCAGAUACAGCUAUAACCCUUAUGAUGGUCCCAAUGAUAACCCAGAGGUGGAGCUGCCUCUCACCGCUGGGGAGUACAUCUAUGUUUAUGGCGGUAUGGAUGACGAUGGCUUCUAUGAAGGAGAGCUGAUGGACGGGCGAAGAGGGCUGGUCCCCUCCAACUUUGUGGAGCGUGUCUCAGACGACGACAUGAUAAGCUCCCACGUUCCAGAGGGCACGGAUAUAUCCCACAACUCCCUGCUGGACAGCAGCCUGCACAGCGCCAGUCACCAGCACCACCUCUGCCUUGGGGGCCCAGGUACCUCUGAGAGGACAGACCCUACGCCAGCAGCCUCCGUCCCGGUUUCUCUCUCUGUCCCCUCAGGGGAGCAGUUCCCCUCGGAUCCAUCCCUCCCAGCCCCCCUCACCAACGGCCUGGAUCUGGACCUAGAGGUGGGGGUGGGCACUGUGCCUUACCCGCGCAAGCUCACCCUCAUCAAGCAGCUGGCCAAGAGCAUCAUCAUCAGCUGGGACGGACCGCUGGUGCCAGCGGGCUGGGGCAACGUGUGGAGCUACAAUGUAUACGUGGACCAGGAGCUGAAGCUCAACGUGCCCUUCGGCUCCCAGACUAAAGCUGUCCUAGAGAGACUAGACGUCACCCUCAAGGCCUACCGGGUGUCUGUGCAGAGCCUGACGGAGCGCGGCAACUCGGACCAGCUCCGUUGCUCAUUACUGGUGGGCAGGGACGUGUGUGUGGCGCCCACCCAGCUCAGAGUCGACCGGGUCACCGCCACCUCGGCCAGCCUGGCCUGGCUGCCGAGCAACAGUAACUAUGUGCAUGUUGUGUCCUUGAACGAGGAGGAGAUGGAACUGGUGAAGGCUGGCAGCUACUCACUGUGCCUCGGUAACCUCACGCCCAGCCUUCAGUACACAGUCAAGGUGGAGGCUCAGCCGCACCAAACCCCCUGGGAGAUUCCCCAGGAGAGACGGGAACACAAGACCGCCACCACCACCUUCACCACGUUGGCCGCAGGCCCCCCAGACGCUCCUCUGGGCGUGCAGCUGGAGCAGGGGCCCUCCCCAGGAAUCGCCCUCAUCAGCUGGCUACCUGUCACCAUCGAUGCUGCUGGGACCUCCAAUGGGGUCCGCGUUACCGGAUACACAAUCUACGCUGACAAGAGAAAGGUGUUGGAGGUGUCAUCCCCAACGGCGGGCAGUGCCCUGAUGGGCCCGUCUCAGAUCCAGUCCCUGAUGGCAGCCCACGAGCUCACUGUGCGCACCAUGUCUGCCCAUGGGGAGUCCAUCGACUCUGUGCCAGUCAACGUGCCCGCCAAGUUGUCCAACAUCAUGACCGGCCAGGCGUCGGCCGCCUCCUGCUCCUCGUCAACCCCCAGUCCCCCGUCAGUCAACCCCUGUCCACCAGUCACCACCCUACCAGUCACCCCCGUCGUCAGUCAACUCCUGUCCACCAGUCACCACCCUACCAGUCACAACCCCUGUCCACCAGUCACCACCCUCCAGUCACCCCCGUUCUCGCCCUCCUACCAGUCCCCCCCAGUGCAUCAGUCAACUCCUGUCCACCAGUCGCCCCCCUACCUGUCUUCGUCACCACCCGUCCAGCCCCAAUCCCCAUCUUACGGGAACUCAGCUGCCAAAGUGUCCACACUGCCCUACGCCACUGCCUCGCCGCCACUAGACGUCGCCCACGCCAUGGGCCCUAACGGAGCCCUCCACACAGAGGCCUGCUCCCCACACCCUGCCUCGUACGCGGAGGUCUGGGCUAACCCCUUAGCAAAAUCUCCUGUCCCCCCUUGGGCUGCCUUGGCAGUGCUUGAGGCUAUGUCAUCUCCAGUAGCACUAAACUAUCAGGCCAAGUUGCCAUCAGUACCGUCAGCCUAUCCGGCCAUGCUACCAUCAGCUUCUCACAUCAACACAACGAGCCCACAUCUAGGCCCAGCAGCGGCCACGGAGCAGAGCAGAGCAGACACAGACCGCCCCAGAGUUCUCCGUCCUGUCAUGUCCAUCACAGACUUUCUCCCUGUGGAGGACGACUCCCGUGUCAACCUUUCAACCCCUGAGCCCUACCCCACCCCGCCCAAGACCCUUGUGCCACCCGCUGGGGACCUCAUCAACCCCCUGGACACACAGCCUCUCCGGCCCCCCAGAGCCCCCUCUCCCCUGGAGUCAGAACCAGACUACUCCAUGGAGAGGCCGACCACACGCUUGGUGUCCAUGGAGGAGUUCCUCUGUCAGGACCAGGACACAGGCUUCAACAGGCAGCAGCGGUAUACCGCCGGUCUGGUGGAGCCAGAGAGCAGUAGGGGGUCUGACCUGUCUGAUAUCCUGGAGGAAGAGGAGGAUGACCUCUACUCUGACCCCCCUGGAUCCGCCCUGGCCCGGGGGUACACCACCGGAGCCAACCGGCCAGACCAGUGGGAGGUUCCGGACAGUGACGAGGAGAUUGUGGAGAAGAUCCUGAAGCUUCCUCCUCAGGCCCAGACUCAGGCCUACCACUACCAUCAGCAGGGUCAUAAUCACCAAAACGAGCACUUGUUCAGCCUCCCAGAGGUCACCGAUGAAGAGGAUAACAGUGUCGACGAGGACUAUGGUCACCGUCGCCACCGCAGGCAGUCCCAAUUCGGGCCCAGCCACCAUCCUGAUGAUCCCCACUACCACAGCCCCAGACACCAACCCCAGCCCCACCACCACCACCACCACCACAGCAGCAGACCUGAAGCCAAAGAGCCUUCACCCAGACACAGUGGUGGUGCUGUUUUUCGGGCCCAGAACAGGGCCCACUACACAGACACAGUAGACAGCACCGGCCACCCUGAGGGGGGGCUGCUGGACACCGGGGGCCGUAGGGAUGUUUGGGUUCCCCGGGCCACCCAGAAGGCCCACCACGGUGGAGGAGGGAGUAAGGCGGGGACAAUGGCUUUGGUAGGCGGACUUGGGGACCGGCUCAGACGAGAAGCCUUGCUACGGAGUCAGAUGGCGGUCGCUGCGUUUACGACCCAGGCCACCGGACACACACCGGGUCCGGGCUCCCACCCGGUCAGCAAGACCGUCCGGAAGGUCAAUUCCCCGGUGGGCUCAGUAACAGAAAUCGACCUUGAGUACGGGACAGACGAGGAGGAGCCGUUGACCUACGACCCCGGGGAACGAGGGGAGGUGGUGGUAGACCAGAUGAGUUCUGAGUGGUGGGUGGAGGGGGUACAGCCCGAACCCCGGCCUCGGCUCCAGGGAAAGCCUGCCCUCCAGGCCAUCGUAGCUACUGCAGCAGAAUGGGAGUCUGGCAGAGACCUGUCGAUGGAGGCUGGUGCAGGGUGGAGCGGACAGCCUGGACUAUCUCCUAAACUGACCAGGUCAGAGGUCAUACAUCAGCUCAAAGAGAGCAUGGAUCAUUCAUGGCCUAUAGGAGACAAUGAGGUGCGUAUCUUUGUGGCUCUGUUCCCCUACGACCCGGUCAACAUGUCUCCCAAUCCCGACGCUGCUGAGGAAGAACUGCCCUUCCGAGAGGGACAAAUCAUCAAGAUCUACGGAGACAAAGACUCGGAUGGAUUCUACCGCGGCGAGUCGAGCGGUCGUCAUGGUUACGUGCCAUGUAACAUGGUGUCAGAGAUUCAGGUGGAGGACGAGGAGACCAGAGAGACACUCCUGCAGCAGGGCUUCCUGUCUACCGCAACAAACAUGGAGAAGAUAGGCACUCGCUCACAUGCACAGCUUCCGCGUCGCCCUGUCCCACCGCCGAAACCGAGACGAUCCAAGAAAGUGGAGGCUGCUGCGCUGUGGGAAGAUAGCUUAGACUCCUCCAGUCAAGAUCCCAGCCAAUCUGCUGUCGCCAUGGCAAACCCGGCGGACACCGGUCCUCGCAGGAUGAAGGCCAUCUUUGAUUACGACCCUCGAGAGAGCUCUCCCAACGCUGACAUCGAGGUGAGCGUCAUGCUGUCUGAACUGACCUUUGGUGCUGGGGACAUCAUCUAUGUGUUUGGUGACAUGGACGAUGAUGGGUUCUUCUAUGGUGACCUGAACGGACACAAGGGCCUGGUCCCAUCUAACUUCCUACAGGCUGCCCCAGAGGCUGCUGGGAAAGCUCCACCAUUUGACCCCCAGCCUCCGUCUGUAUCCGAGCCCAGGACAGAAUCGCAGGUGAGCCUGAGCACAUUCCCAGAGGAGGUUCCACAUCCAGCCCUCCACACAGGGCUGACUGGCCCAGCCCACACACAUCCAGCCCUCCACACAGGGCUGACUGGCCCAGCCCACACACAUCCACCCCUCCACACAGGGCUGACUGGCCCAGCCCACACACAUCCAGCCCUCCACACAGGGCUGACUGGCCCAGCCCACACACAUCCAGCCCCCAGGCUGACUGGCCCAGCCCACACACAUCCAGCCCUCCACACAGGGCUGACUGGCCCAGCCCACACACAUCCAGCCCUCCACACAGGGCUGACUGGCCCAGUCCACACAGACCACCAACACCUGGAUCCGUCCGCAGCAGCAGCCAUGAUGAAACCCUCCUCCAUGGACCCUGCCCCAACCCCAAGGCAAGCCAGCCUCAGCACCUCUCCGCCCCACGUCCCAGCAGAAAGCCCCCCACAGACAGACGUCUCCCCACCAGGCAAGAAAAAGAAAGGCUUGUUCUCCAAAGGGAAGAAGCUUUUCAAAAAGCUGGGAUCCAGCAAGAAGGAUUGAAACUUGGGACAUUUACCACUCAUUGCAGUUUUUGUUGAAAACAGUUUUAUAUCAUUAUCAGUCUUGGUUGUCUUGAGCUAUGCUGUUUGUUUAGUUGUAAUAUUCAGUAACUAUGGAUACACUAAGAUAUUAUACAGCUGAAUACACCUCUUCGAUAUAAUAAUAUUAGACCAGCUGGCAAUAUGUGGAGCGUAUUUUGUGUGUAUCUGAAAUGGCACCCUAUUCCCUAUGUAGUGCACUACUAUAGCACCCUAUUCCAUAUUUAGUGCACUACUAUAGCACCCUAUUCCCUAUAUAGUGCACUACUAUAGCACCCUAUUCCCUAUUUAGUGCACUACUAUAUAGUGCACUACUAUAGCACCCUAUUCCCUAUUUAGUGCACUACUAUAGCACCCUAUUCCCUAUUUAGUGCACUACUAUAGCACCCUAUUCCCUAUUUAGUGCACUACUAUAGCACCCUAUUCCCUAUUUAGUGCACUACUAUAGCACCCUAUUCCCUAUAUAGUGCACUACUAUAGCACCCUAUUCCCUAUAUAGUGCACUACUAUAGCACCCUAUUCCCUAUAUAGUGCACUACUAUAGCACCCUAUUCCCUAUAUAGUUCACUACUAUAGCACCCUAUUCCCUAUAUAGUGCACUACUAUAGCACCCUAUUCCCUAUAUAGUGCACUACUAUAGCACCCUAUUCCCUAUUUAGUGCACUACUUUAGCACCCUAUUCCCUAUUUAGUGCACUACUUUGUGAAUAGGGAGCCAUUGCCGUAUAUGAGACGUGAUGGCAUCAAUUGAGCGCGUGUUUUAAUGAGCACGUUGAAUUAUUUCAGCUCCUAACCUGUUCUGUGCUUACAGACUUCCUCUGAACACCCACUGAUUCCAUGAUAACCUUUAGUAGUCCACUCUGUGAGGGGUUUCUCCUUCACCUUCAUCUGGCAGUAUUAUCUGGAAGGAUUUGAUCAGAUACUGGUGUUAAAAAUGGUGCUUUAGAUUUUCAUUUAGACU